This is a messenger RNA of Rubroshorea leprosula, 1120 nucleotides long. Lineage: Eukaryota; Viridiplantae; Streptophyta; Magnoliopsida; Malvales; Dipterocarpaceae. The record is from the annotation of a GenBank genome assembly.
ACUUUCUCCCUGCCGUGCCGCCUCACACCCUUGCCCGCCGACGAACAGCUAUUUGGUUUUAAUUUCUGCGUUGCUUGGUGAGAUUCUUUUCGAUUUGGGUUCUUCUUCCUCUCUCUCCGGUCUUCUGCGUUUGAAUCUCAAAUCAGUGUUUCGGGCAAAAUCGAGCUCAAAAUUGCAUCUGCAAUUUGUACAAGCAAAAAAGUUAGAGUUAGCUAGUGUUAUCUCUUUUUCCUUUGCAGAUGAAGAUAAAAGCAGCUAAUGCAGGUGCACUGACUAAUUUUGAAGUGCUUGAUUUUUUACGAUCUAGAGGGGCCUCAAAGGAUCCUACACGAGUUAUAGUUCCUGUAGCACCAUCUGAGUUCAAGGUUUAUGACUACUUAGUGGAGACUGCUGCUUGCAAUCAAACAAGAGAGCACAUAAAUGAGUUCUUGGAGAAGUGUAAGAAAUAUAGCCUUGCAAAAGCUGAGGUGCUCAAUAUCAUCAACCUCAGGCCAUCCAGUUUGGUUGAAAUUGACCCGAUCAUAGAACAAUCCGAGAAGCGUUUCGAAGAACAACUGGAAGGGCUAGUGAAUUUGGUGGCAGAGGUGUUGCCAACGGGCUCAACACAACCGAAACCUGAAGAAGAGAUUGAGGAGGAAAACGUAGAAAUGGCAGAUGGGGAAAAAACUGAGCAUGAAGGGCAGGCUGUAGAAGCUGAACAAAUUCAUAAUGAUGAAAAUGAAGGUAGCUGAGUCUGUCUUAAGCAGGACUUCCAUGCUACAAAUGUACUUGAAUUAAAGCUAUUUAUUUAUUUAAGAAGAAACCAAAGAAAGACGAGAAACAUGGUUUACAGCUCUUAACUGAUCCCAUAAUCUCAAAGUCAAAUGGGUUUUGAAAAAUGGGAUUCCACCUAGUCCUAUACUGUCCUAGUUCCACCAGUGGACAGACACAACACCAACAAAAUGUGUCAAAUCAAACAUCACUUCCAAAAUCCCAUCUUCUUUAACCAAAGUUAGCAAAGAAAAGAUGGGCAGUCUGCAAAUCUGACCCAUCCCCACCUGUGGGACGUUGAAUUUGUAAUUUUGGAAAGGUUAAACUUCAGUCUGGUACUUUAAUUAUUGUAUAAAUUUUUUAAUUAGUU